UUGUAUAAAAAUGAAUAUUAAUAUGAGAGAAUUAGAUGAAUAUUCUUGUGUAAAAAAGUUAUAUAUAAAAAAAUGUGAAAAUAAUGAUAUACAAAAAGAAAAUGAUAUAAACAAGAAAAAUAAGAAAAAACAUAAAAAGAAAAAGAAACAAUCAAUUAUUAGUAGUAUUAUAAAUGAUGAGGAAACAUAUAGAAAUGAUAAUAAUUAUAAUAAUUAUUAUAAUAUUAUAGAUAAUUUGAAUUAUAAGAUACAUGAAGAAAAAAGUAAUAAUAAUAAUAAUAAUGUAAAUACUGAAAAUAGUUUAUUACCUUAUACAAAUGAUGAAAAAAUAAAUAAUACGAAUAAUCUAAAUAACUUUGGUCCCAUAAUAAAAAAAUCAGAUGAUAAUAUAUUAAGUAGUGAUGUAUUGAAACAUAUAAAAACUUUAGACAUUUAUAAAAAAAUCAAAAAACCGAAAUGGCAUUUCCCUUAUAAAUUAUAUAGAGUAAUUUUAGGACAUUCUGGUUGGGUUAAUUGUGUUGAUGUUGAUAUAAGUAAUGAAUGGUUUGCAACUGGAUCUAAUGAUCGUUUAAUUAAGAUAUGGGAUUUGGCUAGCUGCAAAUUAAAAUUAACAUUAACAGGUCAUAUUAAUAGUAUUAGAGAUAUAAAAAUAUCUAAAAAAAAUCCUUAUCUUUUUAGUUGUGGUGAAGAUAAUAGAGUAAAAUGUUGGGAUUUAGAAUAUAAUAAAGUAAUAAGAGAUUAUCAUGGACAUUUAUCAGGUGUAUAUUGUUUAUCACUACAUCCAUCUUUAGAUUUAUUAAUGAGCGGGGGAAGGGACGCUGUUGUGAGAGUAUGGGACAUAAGAACAAAAAGUUCUGUUUUUGUAUUAUCUGGUCAUACAGGUACUGUUAUGUCUAUAUGUUCUCAAUCUGUAGAACCCCAAGUAGUUUCGGGUUCUCAGGAUAAAAUGAUAAGAUUGUGGGAUUUAAAUAAUGGGAAAUGUAGAAUUGCUUUAACGCAUCAUAAGAAAAGUAUAAGGUCUUUAUCUAUACAUCCAUUUGAGUAUAGUUUUUGUAGUUGUGGUACAGAUAAUGUAAAAGUGUGGUGUGGUGCGGAUGCAGAAUUUGAUAGAAAUAUUACAGGUUUCAAUUCUAUAAUUAACUGUAGUUUAAUUAAACAAGAUGCAUAUUUUAAUGAUUCUUCCAUUUUAAUAUUGGGAAGUAAUAAUGGACAAUUACAUUUUUAUGAUUGGUCAAGUGGAUAUAAAUAUGAUACGUUAUCAAAUAAAGUUGUACCUGGAACGGUGGAAUGUGAAAAUUCAACCCUUUCGAUGGCUUUUGAUAAAAGUGAAAGUCGAUUGAUCACAACACAUGGAGACAAAUCAAUUAAGAUUUGGAAGGAAAAUGAAGAUGCAACUCCAGAGAAUUUCCCGAUAAAAUGGAAUCCUUAUGAAAAUUUUAAAUUUUAA
Plasmodium reichenowi is the source of this 1447-nucleotide messenger RNA. Its product is annotated as golgi organization and biogenesis factor, putative. Gene Ontology annotation, biological process: mRNA splicing, via spliceosome. The transcript is spliced from 2 exons. Lineage: Eukaryota; Apicomplexa; Aconoidasida; Haemosporida; Plasmodiidae. Gene Ontology annotation, molecular function: protein binding. The annotation marks the transcript as partial. Gene Ontology annotation, cellular component: precatalytic spliceosome; catalytic step 2 spliceosome; Prp19 complex. The record is from RefSeq and is a predicted model, not a curated record.